AUGGACGUCCUCAGAGAUUCGGUCGAGUCCAUUCUCCUCAACCCCGAUUUCGCCCCUCUCCUUGCCAUCGUCAAAGCCGCCCGCAAUGGCGCCGUCUAUGGAGCUAAAGUUCGCUUUCCUCAUGCUCUCGUCAUGGUCUUUUUGUUCCGGUCAGGGUCCAUUCGAGAGAAGGUUCGACUCGUCCUAAAGGCCACGAAACAGCAUGCGCAAAACCUCGCAUCCUUUGCCGUCGUGUACAAAUCAGCAAUGCUAGUAUUACGGCUGCUCAAUCCCAGGCGUCCUGGAAAAGAAGGACCAUACGACACAUUCUUUGCGGGCUUGUUGGGCGGAUAUACUGUCUUUGGUCGAGCAAGUCGGAGCAGCGUAAAUCAACAGAUAGUCAUCUAUGUCUUUGCUCGAGUCAUGCUUGCGUUGGCCAAGCUGAGCAUCGAACCCCCGAGUAUGACGAGCAGGACGCCCACCCCGACAUUGUGGACGCAACGACUUUCCCCGGCGACUAGAGAAAAGAUCCAGCAGAAUGCGUGGCCUGUUUUUGCGAGUCUGACCUGGGCUUUUGUCAUGUAUAUUUUCAGAUGGCAACCGGAGAGCAUCCAACCAAGUCUGAGGAGCAGCAUGAAAUAUAUAUAUGUGAAUUCGGAUUACUGGGAUUCCUUCAGGAAUUUCCUCAUUCACAAUACUUGA
Molecule: messenger RNA, 681 nt
Organism: Capronia epimyces CBS 606.96
Lineage: Eukaryota; Fungi; Ascomycota; Eurotiomycetes; Chaetothyriales; Herpotrichiellaceae
Exons: 4
Coding region: 1-681 (226 amino acids)
Cellular component (GO): peroxisomal membrane
Source: RefSeq, a predicted model, not a curated record